AUGGAACCCCGAAUCCGAAACUCGUCGCUGACUCCUGGAGAGCUUCUCUUUGAGCCCGAGCCGCAAGUCAUAUUUUUCGUCGACUUCGCGCCUUUCAAAACAUAUGAGUGUGUCUUGAGGCUGAGGAACCGGGACUCUGUGGCUCGGAGAGUCCAGGUUUUGCAGCCAGAAGCACGCGCGUUUGAGAUUCUUCCAGGCAAGGGGGGGAUUGGUCCAGCAUCUCCCAAGGUUGCACCCGGGAUGACAACAUGCUUCACAGUUAAGUUCAGCCCAGAUGCGCGUGAAGAUUACAUUUCAGAGCUGAUCGUCGUUACAGAACGAGAGAAGUUUGUCGUUCCUCUUCGCGCCAUCAGCGGUAUCGGGUUCUUAGACUUGCCCCCAGGCGUCGCGUUCGGCCCAACUCCCGUGAAAGUAAAACGCGAGAAAACGAUUCUUAUUCGAAACACGGGGACCAAGGCCAUGGUGUUUACGAUCCACACGUCCCGCCCAUUUUCCGCCGUCUCGACUCGUUGCUUCCUCGGCGUCGGCGAUUCGACGCAGGUGACUUUCUCCCUCGAGCCUCUCCGAGUCGGCUGGUACUCGUCUGUUGCGACUCUGCGCACAACCGAGGGUCUCGAGUUUUCCACAGACCUCACAGGCCAGGGGAUCAACGCCGACGUGAAGCUCUCGUCUGUGGUUCUGAAAAUGGAGAACACUUCUGUCGCACUGCUGAACGAGAAGACUGUGUACCUCCAUAACAACUCCGAUGAUCACCUCGAUUUCUCGUGGAGCCUCCUGCCGGAGUCCUCGGAGUCCAACCAGGGAUCGCGUGCCGUUUCGCCUAGGAAAAGCGGACCCUGUGAAGAGAAGAAUCUCCUCAAAGCGACAAGCUCGGAUCCGGGAGGAACGUGGCAAGACUGCCCCAUAUUUCAGAUUGUGCCCGCCGCGGGAAGAGUCUGGGCAAACACGUCACUGGCCGUAACAGUCACGUUUCGGCCCGUGCUCGCCGCGCGGUACAGGGGGACUGCAAGAUGUGCCGUUGCGGGAAGAGAAACGCCCCUCUUGCUUGAGGUGGAAGGAACUGGGACUGGGCCGAAGGCGCAGUUUCUGGAGACCGACAUGGAUCUAGGUCGGAUUGUGGUCAAUACUGAAACAUCAACGGAAAACGAAUUGGUGAACCAGGGAGACAUCGGCGCGACCUUUUCCCUCAGGAAAGCGUCGUCGCCCGCGCAGAACUUGUUCACAUUCACCCCUGAGGAAGGCCACCUGGCUGUUGGCGAGACGGUGAAAAUCAAAAUUCGUUUUCGAGCGCACGCCCUCGGGGCAUUUGAGGAAACGUUUGACUGGUGUAUUAACGACUUGCCCCGCCCUUUACAAACAACCUACAGGGGAGAAGUUUUGCCUCCAGCGCUGACCUUCGACGUGGACGCCGUCGACUUUGGACGGCUCUCUCUUGGUUUUCCGGAGACGCGACGCGUGACUCUGAAAAACGCUUCUUGUGCCUCGCAGCCGUUUGUCCUUCGCCUCGAAGCCCCAAAGCGGGACCCCGACGCCGAGGCCGAAGAGACGCCUCUGGAUCCAAACGAAUUUGAGAUAUCUCCGGUCACGGGUGUGCUGGACGCGAGAGGCUCGCGCGAGAUCUCUCUCGUGCUCACCCCGUCCCAGGCAAAAAGGUACGCCGCGAGUCUAGUUGUCGACUUGGGUUCCCUCACGCCGCACUUGCUUUCCGUGCCCGUGAAGGCAACCUGUGAGCUGCCGACGGUGAAGUUCGAACCAGACGAUGUUCUCCAGUUCGGCGAGGUUUUCGUGGGGCAUCCCUACACGCAGAAGAUUCUGAUUCACAACUCCUCGACCUUGCCUGCGAGGUACGAAGUCGCUGUCCAGGCUAUCGAGGCAGGCCAGGUGACUCUCGAUGUUGAAGACGCUGCAGGAGCAAUUGACGCCUUCGAAAUGCGGAGUGUUUCUGUUCACCUCUGCGCAAAGAAAACGGGGCACGUUGCCGCCUCUUUGAAGCUGUUCGUUGCGGGCGCCAACGAGACAACCUGGCUGAGGCUGCGAGCGACGGCGUGCGGGCCGCGCGUGCGGGCGGAACCGAGGGAACUUGACUGGGGAAAGGUGACCUGUCUCGAGGAGGCACCCCGGUUCGUGAAGGUGACAAACGCGUGCCCCAUUGCGGCCGAGGUAACAUGCAGUCUGCGGGGAAAAGACGGAUGCUUCAGGUUGAAGUGCCAAGUCCUCACCGUAGCCCCUGGGAGCAGCGAGAUGCUCGAAGUGAUCGGCGCCUUUCCAGAACCUGUGCAGGCGCAAGAGCUCCUGGUUCUCUCUGUUGCCGACGGCGCAGAAAUUCCCGUCGUUCUUCGCGGCCUGGGGACUCAGACGCCCGUGGUCUUUUCUCGCGAUCUUUCCUUGGUUGACUUCGGAAUGCUUUACACGGGGCAACUCAAGACCUUCAGCUUCACAGUGGAAAAUCGAGGGCGACGCGCUCGGAAACUGUCUUGGCUGGAUGCACGCAGAGCCGAGAAACAAUUGCACCCCAAGGAAGACGCCUUCACCGUGUGGCCGGAGACCGUCGUACUGGAGCCCAAUGCCUCGGCGGCCUUCGAGUACCGAGCCUUAAGUCAGUCGCCGGGGCAUCUCUCGCAUGCGCUGGUGUGUACGGAGCUCUCGGGAUUCGGAACAAAGUCGGUUCCAGUUUUGAAAACUACGGCAGAAGCGCACUUUUUCGUUCCGUCGGUGUCCUUCUCUUCCAACGCUGUUUCCUUCCGUUACGUUUGGAAGGAAGGAGUCUCCGUAGACCACAUGACACAGGAAAUUCUCUGCAGCAAUGAAACGCCGCUGGCAGCUGCAUGCGCCUUCAAAGCUCCAGCCCCCUUCUCAGUGUCGCCGAGCAAAUUGAGGCUGAGAGGGAAGUCGACGAGCACUUUGACGGUCAGUUUCGAUCCGCGAUUCAAUGGGCGCGUCUGCUCCAAACUAAAGGAGAAGCUGGACGUGACUUACGAGGGGCAUUCAAAAACAGAGACUGUGGAGCUCCGGGCCGAGGUUGUGUACCCCGCAGUUGAAAUCGACACAAAGGAAGUGGAUUUCGGCUGCAUUUUCAACGAGACGAGUCGCCGCCUCCCCAUCACCCUGAAGAAUCCAACAGAAUUGCCAGUGGUGUAUCACUGGUACUUGACCCAGCAAUACGAUUUCCGCUAUGCGUCUGGCGACAACGACGUGCCUCUCGCCCUCGUGAAUACCGCCCCACCUCCCCCGAUCAACAAAGUCUUCGAUUUCCUCCCCUUCACUGGGUCCAUCGAGCCUGGAGAAACAGAGACGAUUUGUGCGACAUUCUUCGGCGUGCCGGAUGUUCGCGUAACAGCCACAGCUCUCUGCGUCAUCGAGAACGGCCCCGAAUUUUGUCUCAGUCUCCGAGGCCAAGCUUCUCUUCCGACCUUCCGCGUGACCCCGAGCGAAUUCGACUUCGGAGAAGUUCCCUACAGCCGCGUCGCCGAGAGCGAGUUGACGAUUCACAACACCGGUCUCGUCGACUUCCAGUUCUUCGUGGAUCUCUCCAAACUUGCCUUCCCCUGGCUGGUGGACGUGAGCAAAAAGGCCGGGAAGGUGCCCUCUAGAAACAAGCAAAAAGUGGUAAUUCGCGUCCGACCAGGCAUGCCAAUGGAGUUUCACCAGACGAUUUUCCUCGAGAUCGGACACUUUGAGUCAGUGCCGAUUUUCAUUCGCGGCGUGGGCACGUUUCCCAGUAUCUCCCUCAACCUGCCGAGAAGAGACGACGCAUCCCACCAGUCCCGAAAAGCGGAAAUGAUGCAGAAACUCUCCACCGCUGAGCCAGGCGAGUCGCGCCAGGGCGCCCUCGACGGGGACGACGCGAAGGCCGCGCGGCCUCGACGGGCCGUGCUAUCCCUGGAAGAACGAGCUGAGCGGGAGGUGGACCGUCUGAACGUUUGCGAGAAUAUUCAGUCUCAGUAUCUCUCCCUGCUGGUCCCCAGCCUCGCCACUGAGAACGGAAAGAAGAGUGAAAGUCGUGCGGCAGACUCCGGCGCCUUGCCUGAGAGGCAGGCCUCGAAUCUCUCCUUCUCAACGGCGAGCGGGGAGGCCUUGGCGACGAAGGCGAAGACGCUUCUCGAGGGCGUGCGCGUGACAGCGGCGCAGUACGUCUACGAUUUUGGAAACAUCGUCGUCGGCCAGAACAGAAGGAAGGCCAUUCGCAUCACGAAUCGCUCUUCUGCGCCCAUCUCGUUGCGCACCAACAAACGCGCCAUGGCGAGUCUGCGCUUCAGCGUCGAACCCGAAAUCAUUCAUCGCCUCGUCCCUGGCGAAGAAGCGACUCUGACUGUGUCAACAGCCAGCGACAAAGAGGGCUCUGUUUCCGGCGUCCUCCAGCUCCAGUCCGCAGAGGGGACUCUCUAUACGGUGCAUCUGCGGGCCUCCUUUGUCGUUCCAGAUCUGACCAUUUCGACAGACAAGGUCGACUUUGGAACAGUCAAGCGAGACCAGAGGAAAACCGUUUUUGUUCGCUUCAAAAACACGGUAGCAGUACCGGUCGCCUGGCGGCUACGCGACAGAAUCGACAAACGGAAACCGCCCGAAAGUGGCCAGGCCUUUGGCGUCGAUCCCACGCAAGGAACCCUCAACCCAGGGGAGUUUGUGGACGUGAAGCUCUUCUAUUACGCAGCUGCCUGUGAGCAGGAAGCGACGACGAAGCUGUUUCUUCAGUUGGAGGACAACCCGAAGUGGAGGAGCAUUUUUCUGCGGGGCCGCACGCAAGUGACGCUGCUGCGCGUCUCGCCGUCGGGUGUCCUGGAGUUUGACAGCUGCCUCCCGCUUCAGCCGGCAAAGAGAGAAAUCUCAAUCGCGAAUCUCGGCUCCACGCCCUGUGAGGUCUGCGCAGUCGACUUUGACGAGCAACACCAAAUCUUUGAACAGGCGCUGAGAGACUACCCGGACUUCGACGCGAGCGGCGUCGCUUUCCUCCCCGUCCGGAAGCCUGGAAAGCCUUUCUGGCGGCGGGUGCUGCGCCGAGCCCUACACCACGAGCCUGCCUCUGGGCUGCUGCAAACAGAGGCGACUGAGGUCGCCGCCGAGGACGCGGACUCUUCUCUCCACGAGACGGAGAAGCGUGAAGACCCAGAACCCAGUGGUCUUGCUGGAGUGCCUGACGCUGUGCAUGUGGCGAUGGCUUCCCACGGCAACGUGAAUUCGACAGCUCCUCAAACGAAACCUUUCGGGGCCUCCAGUCACGGCGCAAGUCCUCACAGCCUCUCGCCCGGCCUGGGCCUGGCGACGCUGCAGAGGCUGCCGACAGAAGCGACUCUCUGCGAGAUUCUCGAACCCGACAACCUGCCGUGGAGCGAGAGCGAGUCGGAGAAGGAAGAGGAGACCUUUCCGUAUCGGGUCCCAACGGAGAAGCGAGUCAACGCGCUUGUGCUGGGCCCCGCUGGGGUGGGGAAAUCCUCAGUUGCGCAGUUCCUGGCGAAGACAAGUCGGCGGAAAUGCUUGACGGUCGACGCCUGCCUCGACUGGCUCGUGGCGGAGGAGCGACAGAAGUUUCGGAAGUUGAGGGACGACGAGGCGUUUUGCGCGCUCGCGGCGAAAGUGAGGAAGGCGAUGGCGAGUCGGGAUGCCGAACCCGAGCAGCUGCCGAAGAAGGGCAACAAGGCGAGGAAGAUCGAGGCGAGAACGCACCCGGAGACGCGCGCGUCGGUCCCUGCCGAACUGCUGGUCUCCUGUCUCCGCUACCGGACGGCGAUGCCCGACUGCUUUGCGGGGACAGUGUUUGACGGCUGUCUCUCGUCGCUUGUGAACGCGGAGCCGACAGUUCUUGCGCAGUGUAUUGCCGAAGCCCUUGAGCCGGAGCAGCUCGUCGUGAUGUCCAUCAGAUUUGGUGAGCCAGACGACGUCGAAGACGCGGCGGGGCCGCCGGAAACGCUGAACGAGGCAACCGUCGCCUGUGGAGUCCAGUUUUACAAGAACUUGUCGUCGGCGCUUCAAGCGCAAGAGAAACGUUUGCAAGAUCAAUGGGACGCGCACGCGGCAGAGGGCCCGGGGCGCUGCGUCGACGCUGGCCGCCGACGGCCGGGGCAAGCAGCUGAAAGCGGCGCGACCCCAGAUUCCCACGACGCGCCUUCCUGUUCCUCGUGGGGUGUCCCCGAGACGGGUGCGGCUCCAGCAGGCGUCAAAGAGCGAGGCAACGGUGCGGCGGGAAACGCGCCGUUCAGCGAGGUCGACGUUGACGAUCUGAGACGCGAGUUGGCCAGUGUCCAGACACUGCGCCAGAAACUUGAAGCAGUCGCGCCUGCCAAGGCUGCCCAGCUGUUUGUUGCAGAACAAAUCGCCCUCGCGGAGAAGGUGGAGAAGGCAGUCCUCGCUCCCGCGUCUUUUUCGCACUUCGUCUUGACGGAGCAAGCCUCCCGCGACUCGGCGCUUGAGAACGAAGCCGCGCAGUCCUUUCUGCCGUCUUCUCCGGUCGCACAGGCUACGAGUGAGGCCCAAGUCCGUUCCUCUGACAAACACUCCUUCUCUCGACCUCGUCCGUCCCCUCCGCCUCCCUCGUCUUCAGCUUCUUCCUCGGCUCCAUCUUCUUCUUCCUCAUGUUCCUCUUCCUCGUCGCCAGUUGGGAUGAACGUUCCACGUGGCGGGGCGGGCCGUCGGUAUCCUCCUGCUUCUUCGCCUGCUCGCCCUCGUGAAGGGUCAGGCGCGGUCGCCCCGUCGCUCGCCAACCCUAGUGCCUCAACUGCGUCCGCCCCGCUCGCCUCAGCUCCAACUUCUCAGCGCUCCCUCGUCAGCUUGUUCGUCAACUCCCUGACGUCGCUCGCCGACCUGCAGGCCGAGGCCCAGCGGAAUCUUCUGGCCCCCGCCAUCCCAGCCGAGCCGCCGAUUCCCGCGCCGGAAGUCCACGAAAUCGCUCGGAGACCCCAGCCAGCCUCUGGUGCCUCGGGCGCCGUCUGGCCGGUCUUGGCGGGAGGAUCGGCGACGUCUCCGAGUGCUCCGCACAAGCGAACGCCCCCCGUGCACUUCUCGCUCUUCGUGCCCGCAGCCUCAGGCGCAGACGAGAGCGCCGGCGUGCCUGGCCAGGCCGUCUCUGCAUCUCCAGAGGACGAGACUCGAGGCCAGAAAGUCGCCGCGAAGAAGGCGAAAGACGCGGCAUACCCCCGGCGAACCCGAGGCGAGAAGAUGGAAGACGAGUCCGCCUCAGCGAAGAGUCUGGGAAGCGAGCCGGGGUAUGUGCGCGCGACGCGCUGGAUUCUCGCGCCGCAGGAAGAGCAGAAAGUGCUUGUCAAAUUCUGUGUGGACCAGACCGGCGUGUACGAGUCGUCUCUCGCCUUCAGCGUCGUCGGCGACAGCCACGCUCUGACGCACGUCGGCCUUCGGGCCACAUGCAGUCUGCCGAAACUCUCGGCGAAUCCAAACCACCUCUUUCGAGAGGUUCUUCGGAGCAGACCGACUGACAAGUCAAGUCUGGCAAAAAAGCAGUUCAUUGUCAGCGAGGGCGUCUACGACUUUGGACCGCUUCUCCUGGGUCACCAGUUCUCCAGCGCGAGGGCGCUCUACGCGAAACUCGGCGACGGCGAGGGCGUCGAGGCAGUGAAGGUUCCCGGCGACCUCCAAAAGUAUCAGGAUUCCAUUACUCUUUGCAACGUUUCGCCCUUUGAGACGACAGUCCGGUGUACGCUUCAGAGCUCUGGAACUGUCCCCGAGACCGGGUCAGUUGGGGGCUUUCCAGGAGACCAGACGAGCAGGAAGAAGGGCCCGAACAAGGCUGCAAGCGUCCGUGAGAAUCCGUUUCUCGUCUAUCCGUCUGAGGUUUGCCUCGGCAGCAACGGUUCCCGCGAGGUACAUGUUUGGUGUUUUCCCAAAACCGAAGGCGAAGUGCGCGACGUCCUCGUUUUCUGGAUCAAAGACAACCCGAUCCCCGUCGAGAUUCCACUCGUCGCGCGUGGCGCCGUGCCCAGAGUCCUCGUGGACACUGACCACAUCCAGUUCGGCAGGGUUCUCGUCGGGCAGACUGUGAACAACCGUUUGGUUCCAGGUUUGUGUUUCUCGCCUCCUCACGCGCUCUGUCUCUUUUCCUCUGUUCGUCUCACCCCUUGCGUCUGGAGAGCCGUCACUCUGAAGAACGUGUCGCCGCUUCCGGCGAGGUGGACCGUGCUGAAUCUCGACUCGCUUCAAAAGCUCUUGAAAGUUGGCCCUGAGACUGAGGGGACUCUCGAGGCCUUCGGGGAAUGCCAACUUUUCAUCUCUUUUUCGCCCGCGCAAAAAUCCGCGAAUCUUCAAACGCGCGUGUCGAUCCGCAUCGCCGACGUCGAAGGCAUGGGCAUAGCCCAAGAAACGAAAACCCUUGCAGUGGAUGCCGACGCGUAUUUCAUUGACGUGGCAACGGACUUCGGAGGCAAGGGAAAAGUCGUCGACAUCGGAAAUGUGCGCGUGGGCGAGACGGCUGAGCUUCCUCUCAGCAUCACCAACAAAGGAAAAUUCCCCGUCAAAUAUGCGUUCAGGGUGAAGUCCAAGGCCGUGCGCGGCGUCCUCGCUUUCCACGGGCCAACGGAGGAGUUGAAGCCCGCUGAGCAUCGGCGCCUGUCGCUGCGGUGCACUCCGCAGAGGGAAAUGAACCUCUGUGAGGCAGAGGAAAUCUUCCUCGAUCUGCAAGAUGCCGAAAGCGGAACCUUCCUCGAGCCGCCCUUGCCGCCUUUCCUUCUCUCCUUGCAUGCGGACUUCAACUACGUGUGUCUAGUCCCCGCACGCGGAAUCAACUUCGGCCCGACCGAAAGUGGCAAAACGCACUCUCUGCAAUUUGAAAUCCGGAACGACGGCCGGUUUCCCUUUGACUGGCUGCUGCACGACUCCGACCAGCUGUCUAGCCUGUCUUCGCCAUCGCCUGAGAGUGCUGCGAAGGCGCUGACCGACGCCGAGUCUCCAACCGCUCCUGUUUCUUCGAAGGAGACACGGGCGAACAAGGCAGGCGAAAGGGGCGAACGAGGAGGGGCGAGUGCGGGCGGAGGCGCCAAGCCGGGGACAGCAGGAAAGGCCAAGAGUGCCCAGGGGAAUCGCGGGCAAAUAAAUGCCUUUGGCCAGUUCGGCGCCUUCCGCAUUGCCCCCGUCAAAGGCCAGUUGGACCCUGGAAGCAAAGUUACUGUCGAGGCGCAAUACAACGCACAGGGCGACGCAAACCACUCUCUCAAACUUGCUUUGCUGCCCCACGACGGUGCCUCUGGAUCUGGCCGGUCUCGAACCUGCGUUCAGGUUCAAGGUGCGAAGGUGGAGCGAGGAGACGAAAUCGUUAUAAGCAGUCUCGGGAGUCUCGGCAGUGUGGGUGUCGACGGAUCAGAGGCGGCGGCGGUGGACGCGAAAAAUGAGAAAGGCUCUCGCGAGACAGCCAGUCCCUCGGGAACGCCCAUACCUGCAGCGGAAUACAUUGUACAGGCGCAAAGCUGCGUGCCUGCCAUUAUCACCGAUCCAGACUGGGUCUUCGAGGAGCAGUUUCUCGUCUCCAACGCUGAAGAGGCAGCCGUCUGGGUCGGCCUCCGGCGCACGCCCAUGUACCUUCUGGAGGAAAAGUGUCUCUAUUUUGGCACUGUCAUUCCCAGUGGGGAAACGAACAAGGCGGGAGUCCAGGAACGACUCCGCAUCGGAAACCCCAAGUCAGUCCCGGCGACAGUCUCAUUCGAACUCAAGCUCGCCAAAGAAACUGACAAAAGCUCUGUGGCCUCGGACUUGGAGACCGUGUUCGAAGUUCAGCCCAAGCACGUCUCUCUCGGGCCUCACGAGACGAAGACGGUCACCCUUAGUUUCCAUCCCAAUGCGAUUCAACGCUACUGCGCCACUUUCAAGGCAUUCGUAAAUCGCGCCGGUGCGGAUGGGACGCAUGCGGCUCUUUCGUUCGAUGUCAAGGGCGAGGGGACUCUCCCCACAGUCUCGCUGGAGGUGGCCCCUCCCAUCGGGAUCGCCCCGUCCGAGCCUGCUUCCGGUCACCCAGGCGCAACCCCUUCAGCGUCAGCAAGUGUCCCAGGCGAAAAGAGCUUCGUUCCGUCCAUCGCCAUGGGCAGAGUCGCUGUGGGGACAACUGCAACUGCUGUCUGUGUCCUGAAGAACUACGGCACGAUCGCCGCGACAGCACGGUGCGAGUGCGCUGCAUCCGAGAGCAUUGUCGUGGAGCUUCCGCCAGCGGUAACUCUCGCCCCCAAUGAAACAAAAACAUUUGCGGUUCACCUCGUUGCCAAAACCCCGGGCGAGGUCGACGCCGCGUUCCGAAUCUACACCGUCUCUAACCCCUACGAAGAUGUGGUUUGCCGUGUGCGAGGGACUUGCCACAUUGAAGAGUGUCGGUGGACCACGUCGCCUCUUCUCGCAUCUGCCAUCUGCCUUCCCUCUGGUCUCCAAACGUCCUCGGGUCCGUCGAGCCCAACUAGCGGUGUCGGCGGCUCGGCUGCGGCCGCCGCUGGAGCCGGCGGAAGUAGCUCGGGGGCAGAGGCGGUCUCUCCUGAUGUGACCCUGUCUACUCGGAAGCCCCAGCGAGGAGCUGAGUCCGCGUCUGCUGUGGAUUUCGGCGAUGUUGCGCUGGACGAAACGGCCAGGAAGUCUUUGUUUCUCGAGAAUAAGACGGACAGCUUUAUGAAGUUUGAGAUCGCCUCGCCGCUUCCUCCGGAUGUCAGAAAGGUGCUUCAGCUUUCACCCACCACCGGCAUUUUACCGCCGCGAGGCGCCCAGGAAGUCACAGCCAUCUUUGCCUCCAAGGAGUCGGUAGGUGUCUCUUCUGUCCCCGUCUCCUGUCGGGCCUGGCGCCUCAAGGAGAUUGACCCCACAGCGGCUCCCACCAGUUCUAAGGCGAAGCCUCGAGCGAAAUCGUCCGCUUCGGAUCCAGAGCGCAUCGAAGAAAUCGAUGGACGUUUCUACCAAAUGGAGUCUGGAAAAGACGUCGAAUUGCCCCUCUUCAUUUCGGUACGAUGCGACUCCCGCCAGUGCGAGUUAGAGUGCAGGGACAUCGUGUUCGAAGACACCAUGCUGUUCAAGUCCAGGAAGGUCGUCUUCACUCUCACGAAUCCUGCGAAGGUGACGCUGCCUUUUGAGUUCCACUGGGAAGACAUGGACCGGCUGCUCGACAGUCCCUCCUUCUACGUUCUCUCGCCUCAGCGAGGGGUUGUGCCUCCUGCGUCAAAGAAUGUUGUGGAAAUCACCAGCGUGGGAAUCGGAGUGAAGAACACGAAGCGUUUCUUUGUCUUGAAUCCAACUUCGUCCGAUCUGGAGUUCGAGUGGCAUCGCCUCCCGGUUCCCUCUGAUUCGGCCCCGCGCCUGCCGAAGGCUGAGGCGAGGGGAGUUCUCGCCGCCGCAGGACCAGACCGCGGACAGAUUGCACCCUCUGGGGCCUCCCCGUCUGGACGCGCCACGUCUCUCAAAGGCCUGCCUGCUCAGUUCGAAGGGAUUCGAUGCGUGAAUCUGCGAGGCCGAAUUGCAGCUGGGAAACGAACGGAAGUCGUCGUCGAGUUCCUCCCCUUCCACCCGGACACCCGAGAAAGCUUCUGGAAGUUUUCCCUCCCCAGCAAAAAACUGGAGAAGCAGUUUCUCUUUGUCGGCCUCGUCAAAGAGCCGCAUGUGGCGCUCGACCGCUCUUCCGUAUGCUUCAGUCCGGUCCUUCUCGGGGGCAAAGUCGACGAAGUCGUCAACAUCCACAAUCGCGAAGACAUUCCUCUCUCGUUUGUCUUCGCCCGCAAGCAGCUGGACUCCGAGCGCAGCCCUCUGCCGCCGUGCCUCGUUGUCUCGCCGGCGAACGGGAUUCUUCCGCCGAAUUCCGUGACGCCUGUGCGCCUCAGCUUCACGCCUGAAGACGAGAAGCCUUUCAACUGCAAUCUUCUCUGUCGAGUCCGACAAAAAUCUCGCGCCCUCGCGCUGAAUGUCAAAGGAGCCGGAUACUCCGUCAAGCACAGCAUGAUUCUCUUAAAUGAAGAUGGAAGCAUCCGGGAGCUUGCGCCCGGCACACAGACUGCAUCUGUGCUCGACUUUGGGCCUCUGCUGAUUGGGCAGAGCCGCCGCCACGUUCUUCAGCUUCAGAAUGCAGGCACCUUCGACUUCAGCUUCCACUGGACCGUUCAGAGCGUGAGUGGUGCAUCCUUUUCCCCGAGUCUCUCUCUCUCCCCCAAAAAUGGAGUGGUCGAGAAGGGGAAAAACUUCGAGGUUAUUCUGACGUAUGCCCCCACGGAGAUCAGCAAGCACGAAGAGCACCUUCUGCAGUGCACCAUCAGCGGCGGCGACCCUUACCGGAUUCGCGCUCACGGGUCGUGCUCGUCUCCCAGAGUCGCCUUUUCCUUUUCGAGUUACGAUUUCGGCACCUUUAUUCUUCCGCCUUCUCUCCCAGCAAGUCAGGACGUCUCGCCGCUUUCGAUAGGACACCACAUCGGCGGUGCCAUCAUCGACCGCGUGGAGCUGAAAAUCACAAACUUGGAUACACUCCACGACUGCUUCAUCUCCACGCCGUUCGAACAAAGCAACGUUCUCGACGUCCAACUCGUCCCCUGCAGCAUCGGCCCAGGAGAAAAGAUUUCCGUCCCAGUCGUCUUCACUCCGAAACAGCCCAAAAACUACAAAUUCAAAAUCCCCUUCUCCAUCAACGAUCGGACUACCGCAUACGUCACCGUCUCCGGCAAAGGCAUCCUCGCGAGGCUCGAGAUAGCUCCCACGCCCGACGAGAUUCGGUUUGCCCCCUUGAUAAAAGGCGAAUCCGCCGUCAAGCACGUGCGAAUUGUCAAUCGCUCCGAGGCCAGCCUGGAGUUUUACCUUCCGGCCUCCCCAAACUUGAGCUCUCGCGGGAUCAGCUGGAGGCCGCUGUCCUCCGAGGCGAAGGCCUUCUCGCUCCACCCUCGCCAAGAACUGCCUCUGGAAGUCUUCUUCAAACCCGCCUUCUCUAUCCCCGACUUCUCUCUCCCUCUGUUUGCCGAGUGUCUGGUGAAGAGAGGAGGACUGGAGUAUCGAUUUCCGGCUCUUCUCUGCCACGUUGCUGCCAAGUCCUUCGAAACGGAGGUUCGUUUGAGUCAGCCGUCUCUGUCCUUCGGACAGAUUGUGGUGAAUUCGUGGGCGACCCAAGUCGUCAAACUGACCAACAUCGGCGAGCUCUACAUGCAUUUUAAGUUCAAGAAUUCGACCAAGUUCGCUCGGCUCGUCUCGCUGUCUCCCUCGGAGGGCCUUCUGCAUCCCCACGCCGACGUCCCUAUCGAGGUCACCUUCCGGCCCACCGACGUGACAGAGAAAGAAGUCGUGAUUGACGACAUUGCGUGCUUCAUCAAAGCCUCGGCACCGUCGACUGGAGACCUCUCGUCUCUGCUCCUCACCGUCACAGGCCAAGGCGUUGCGCAACCCAUGGACUCUGUACAGACGCUCACGUUUUCCACGCCUGUCCGUACGCAGCAGACCAAGACUUUCCAGGUCAAAAAUCCGAAGAAGUAUGACUGGAGCAUCACGCCGCUCGUCUCAGGAGAGAGUCCGAAAGACGCCAUGUACUUCUUCUGCUCGCCCAGCGGAAGAAUCACGAUUCCUGCGAACCAAAAACUCACCUUCCAAAUCACGUACAAACCGCUGACCAUGACCCGUGAGGCGAAGCCGGAGACGCGGGGCGACGGGCUGGGAAGUGCAGAGGAGGCUGCAGGACCGAAGAAGAAAGACGAAAAAGAAAAGGGUGAAGGCCCUUUUGGCGUCUGUACAUCUGGAAAGGACGUGCACCCCAAGGCUGCGGGCCACCCUCAUGCGCAUCUAGCCCCGUUCCAUGCCGCCUCAGUUUUCGUUCCUCUCCCGGACGGCGAAGCCGCCACAUGCAGAUUUGUCGGCUACGCAACUGAGCCAACCGUGGAGCAAGUUGUGGACGCUGCAGUCCUGUGUAGAUCGAAGCACCUUCAGCUGAUUAAAAUUCGGAACUGGUUACCAGUCAAGCAGAACUUUGACGUCGCGUACACCGUCACGCAGUGUACAGGUGAUUCACUGCCUCAGAUCCAGGCCCCAGCGCGGUUCGACUUGCCUCCGUCGCAGGCCCGCGACUAUCGCUUUUUCGCCUUGGCUUUCAAACCGUGCACAGCUGCGAUCCAGUUCCGGUUUUCGAGCCGCGAAAAGGCCGAUUUCUACCUCGCCGAGGCGCGGCUGACGUUCACAGACCCAGAGACGAUGGGCACGAUCGCCCUCGAGACGUCGGUUCGUCGGCUCGCCAAGUCGAAGCUGGCGAUCGACAAUCCCUCGACGAAGCAGGCGGUGUUUCAGUGUCACAGCAACGUGCCCGACGUCUUCUUUUCGCCCUCCCCGCUGGAGGUCCUCCCGGGGGCGACCGGCGAGCUGGAAGUGUGGCUGCGCCCGAACCUCGCGGGCGCGGGCGAGGGCGCAGUUGUCCUCACCAGCGACGAGUUGGGAACCUACAAAUUCCUGCUGAAAUACUCGGUGGCCCCGGCUGAAAUCGACACGCACGCAGCCUUCCACGCACCGCUGGGGAAGGACGUGACACAGACGCUUCGCUUCCGCCACUAUGCGAAGAAAUCGACGACGUACCAGGCGACCAUCGACUCACCGCCCGAGGAGGCGCGAACCGCCUCUCGCAGCAAAACGAGCGCGAACGUGGAGAACUUUUCGCUGGAGAGCAAAAGCGUCGUUGCCCCUGCGGACCUGGAGAACACGGGCACUGAGCUUCCCGUCACUGUACGCUUCACGCCGUCCAGACUCGCCGAAGUCAAGGCGACGCUCGUGCUGAGGAGUUCCGAAGGAUUCGAAUAUAAGGCUCUCCUCGUCGGCCGAGGGCAACCGCCUCAACCCCAAGGCCCGUUUCGACUGGGGAAGGGAAAGGCCAUCAAUAUCGACUUCAAGAAUCCCUUUGAGACGCAAACUGAAUUCAGUCUCCAAGUCGACCGCCCGUGCUUCUCCGUGGAGAAGAAGACGUUGAAACUGGAAGCAAGAAAGGCCACGACAAUCAGCGUUAUGGUCAAACCCGACGCGCGCGAGGCAGGCCGUCUCAUCGUCACAGCGGACGGGAUUCCGCCUUGGAUUUUCUACCUCAAAUCCGACUAG
This is a messenger RNA of Neospora caninum, 15003 nucleotides long. RefSeq lists its product as hypothetical. Gene Ontology annotation, cellular component: axoneme. NCBI's taxonomy places the organism in Eukaryota, Apicomplexa, Conoidasida, Eucoccidiorida, Sarcocystidae. Bases 1 to 15003 code for a protein of 5000 amino acids. The transcript is spliced from 56 exons. The record is from RefSeq and is a predicted model, not a curated record. Gene Ontology annotation, biological process: cilium movement; axonemal central apparatus assembly.